AUGACGGUGCCGGUGCAGCGCAACUCGAUGGCCGUCCUGCAGCCGCCGCGGUCACGGUUCAUGAUCACCGACAUCCUGGCCGGCAGCCAGGACGUGGUGGUGGGGCCCCCGGGCCGCCCGACCGCCGGCAGUGGGCCGUCGCCGCCCGCCACCACCACCACGACGGCGGCGACGAUGGCGGGCCCCGGCAACGGGAGCGGUAGCACCAACGGUAGCGAGGGCCGCACCACACCGAGCCCCGGGCCGCGUGACCUCAGCGCCGCCGGCGGCGCCGGAGCGACCGUCGCCGGCGCUCACCACCACCUCCUCGACGAGCACGACCACGAACCGGACAGUGACAGUGACGACAGCUGCCCGAUGGACAGCUCCAGCGUGUGCAGUAACGGUGGCAAGGACGAGGAUGGCAACAGCAUCAAGAACGGGCUCGGGCUGAGCGGUACGCCCGGGUUGAGCAAAAAGCAGCGCAAGGCCCGGACCGCCUUCACCGACCACCAGCUGCAGACGCUCGAGAAGAGCUUCGAGCGGCAAAAGUAUCUCAGCGUGCAGGACCGGAUGGAGCUGGCGAACAAGCUCGGGCUGAGCGACACCCAGGUCAAAACGUGGUACCAAAACCGAAGAACCAAGUGGAAACGGCAGACCGCCGUCGGGCUGGAGCUGCUGGCCGAGGCGGGCAACUACGCGGCGUUCCAGCGGCUGUACGGGGGCCCCCCGUACAUCGGAGGCUGGCCGUACCCGACCCCGUCCGGGCCACCCGGGACGCCGCAGAGCGCGGUCGAUGCGUACUACCGGCACGCGGCAGCCGCCGCCGCCCUUCAGAAACCCCUGCCCUACCGGAUCUACCCGGGUGUGCCCGGGCUCGGCACGCUCAACACCAUCCCCGGCCCGAGCGGGCCCUUCCCGCACCUGUCCGCCUCCAGUUCGCUGUCGACGCUCAGCAGCUACUACCAGGCGAGCAGCGCCCAGCAGCAGCAGCAGCAGGCGGCAGCCGCCGCCGCCCAAGCGACAGGAGCCGGCGGCACCGGCGGCGGCGCGAGUAUCGGCGGUCUGCCCGCCCGCGAUGCCGGCACCCCCGGCAGUGGAGCAGGAGGCGGUGGUGGUGGUGCUACCGUCGGUGGGGGCGGCGGGAACCACUGCGGGUCGCUGGCCAGCAGCAACGCGUCUAGUAUAAGUAGUCAAGCCCGGCGAUCGCCCAGCCCCACGCUCAACCCCGGCAGCCCGCCCGGCCGCUCGGAGAGCCCGAACCCGCCCGACGACAGUGACGACGAGGAGGAGAACAUUCAGGUCUGA
This is a messenger RNA of Anopheles bellator, 1287 nucleotides long. Its product is annotated as homeobox protein B-H1-like. The coding region runs from base 1 to 1287 and encodes 428 amino acids. Gene Ontology annotation, molecular function: RNA polymerase II transcription regulatory region sequence-specific DNA binding; DNA-binding transcription factor activity, RNA polymerase II-specific. Gene Ontology annotation, cellular component: nucleus. Gene Ontology annotation, biological process: regulation of transcription by RNA polymerase II. The record is from RefSeq and is a predicted model, not a curated record. NCBI's taxonomy places the organism in Eukaryota, Metazoa, Arthropoda, Insecta, Diptera, Culicidae. The transcript is spliced from 4 exons.